AUGGCUGCUCUCUCAGCCUGGUUCUGGAACGAAAGAUUCUGGCUUCCUCACAAUGUUACUUGGGCGGACCUGAAGGACCCAGCACCCGGAGUGGAGUAUCCCAAACUCGGACACUUGCUUUCAGCCUUACCCCUGGCCCUCGGGAUAUUUGUUGUUAGGAUACUUUUCGAGAGGUUUAUAGCAGGUCCGUGUGCCUCUUUCCUGCACAUCCAGGCAGAGGUGAGCCGAAGAGCCACGCCAAACGCUGUCUUGGAGAAAGUGUUUACAUCCAUCACAAAGUCCCCAGACUCUCGACAUCUAGAUGGCUUGUCGAAGCAGUUGGACUGGGAAGUGCGUAAAGUGCAGCGCUGGUUCAGACACAGACGGAACCAGGACAAGCCCAGCACACGCACCAAGUUCUGUGAGAGCAUGUGGAGGUUUACGUUUUAUCUGUGUAUAUUUACCUAUGGGAUACACUUCCUGAGUCAGUCUCAUUGGAUGUGGGACACUAGACAAUGCUGGUACAAUUACCCCUAUCAGGUCCUGACUCCUGGCCUGUAUCACUACUACGUGACAGAGCUGGCCUUCUACUGGUCUCUGAUGUUCUCCCAGUUCAUAGACAUCAAAAGGAAGGAUUUCCUCAUCAUGUUCAUUCACCACCUGGCCACAGUGAGUCUGAUCAGCUUCUCAUUCGUCACUAACAUGGCACGGGUGGGCAGCCUGGUCUUAUGUCUGCACGACGCCUCAGACUUCCUACUGGAGGCAGCCAAGCUUGCCAACUACGCCAAAUACCAGCGUCUGUGUGACUUCCUGUUUGUCGUAUUUGGUGUGGUCUUCUUUGGGACACGGCUCAUCAUUUAUCCUUUCUGGAUCCUAAACACGACGAUGUUUGAGAGCUGGAACAUUAUAGGACCUUUCCCCUCUUGGUGGGUGUUCAACACUUUAUUGCUGGUGCUGCAGGUUCUACACAUCAUCUGGUCCUACCUCAUAGCCCGCAUUGCCCUUAAAGCCAUCAUGCGUGGGAAGGUAUGUCCUGAUGUCCGUAGUGAUGUAGAGAGCAGUUCAGAGGAAGAAAGUGAAACAACCAAAGAGCACAUCAAGAUGUCCUCACAUAGUCACGCAGCAUCUCCUAAGGGGGAAAAUGGCACCAACGGCCAUUUUGGCUCCAAAUCUUGGGGGCAGAAUCACAACAGCUGGUGACACACAACAAUGCACCAUUAAAAGACUGUCACCCUCUUGCAACAUUUUACAAGGCUUUUCUUUACCCUUGUGUUGUAUUUCCCAUCCAAACCAAAGAGAGAAAAAUCUCCUGGAAUGUCUGAGACUGUAGGCUGACACCUGAUCUUUAUCAUUAUAUGUUCUGAGG
This is a messenger RNA of Chanos chanos (milkfish), 1345 nucleotides long. RefSeq names its product ceramide synthase 5 (gene cers5). Gene Ontology annotation, molecular function: sphingosine N-acyltransferase activity; DNA binding. The transcript is spliced from 10 exons. Gene Ontology annotation, biological process: ceramide biosynthetic process. The coding region runs from base 1 to 1179 and encodes 392 amino acids. The record is from RefSeq and is a predicted model, not a curated record. NCBI's taxonomy places the organism in Eukaryota, Metazoa, Chordata, Actinopteri, Gonorynchiformes, Chanidae. Gene Ontology annotation, cellular component: membrane.